This is a messenger RNA of Vitis vinifera (wine grape), 1278 nucleotides long. RefSeq lists its product as uncharacterized. The record is from RefSeq and is a predicted model, not a curated record. Gene Ontology annotation, molecular function: hexosyltransferase activity. Bases 73 to 1044 code for a protein of 323 amino acids. NCBI's taxonomy places the organism in Eukaryota, Viridiplantae, Streptophyta, Magnoliopsida, Vitales, Vitaceae. The transcript has a single exon. Gene Ontology annotation, cellular component: Golgi membrane.
UAAACCGUUUGCUAAAAAGUCUCAUGAAGCCAUCACUCUUCUUUCAUCUCCGGCAGCUUCAAUUUUCGGAAGAUGACGAUGAAUCCCAAUUUGCAACAGGUGAUGAUGAAGCCCACCAAGCCUGGACGACGCCGUUUCAUCAUCUCCUCCUUCUUCUUCAUCCUCUUCCUCUGCGCCGUAGCUUCCAUUAACGAAGUCCAAUUCGGCAAUCUCCUGAAGUUCGGCAGCUGCACAUUCUUCUCCAACAACUCAUCUUCCGCUAGUUUUCUCCCCCUGAAUUCCACCUCCGACGACAUCCGGAUCCUCAUCGGAAUCCUGACCCUCCCCGACCAGUACCAUCGCCGGCACUUCCUCCGCAUGAUCUACGGCACCCAGUCGCCGGCCGGAGCAAAGGUCGACAUCAAGUUCGUGUUCUGCAACCUCACGAAGGAAGACCAGAAAGUCCUGGUUGCGCUGGAGAUAAUGCGGUACGACGACAUAAUCAUCCUCAACUGCACGGAGAACAUGAAUCAGGGCAAGACGUAUACGUACUUCUCGAGCUUGCCGGAGAUGCUGAAUUCCACUGAGGGGCCAUCGCCGCCGUACCAUUACGUAAUGAAGGCGGACGACGACAUUUACCUGAGGCUGGACAAACUGGUGGAGUCUCUGAGGCCAUUGCCCAGAGAAGAUUUGUAUUACGGGUACGUGAUUCCGUGUGGGAGCAUGAAUCCAUUUCAUCACUAUAUGUCUGGAAUGGGGUACCUGGUUUCAUGGGACAUUGUGGAGUGGGUUAGCGUUUCUGAGAUUUCGAGGAACCACUUGGAAGGCUCCGAAGACAGAGUGUUCGGAGAUUGGAUGCGAUGGGGGAAACGAGGGAAGAACAGGCACACGGUGAAGUGGGCGAUGUACAAUUACCCGGACCGGCCGACGGCUUGUACGCAUGAGCUGUGGCCUGACACCAUUGGAGUGCACCUUCUGAAGAAGCAGGAGAAGUGGAUUGAGACGUUGAAGUAUUUCAAUGUUACCCAGAACUUGAAGCCAUCAAAACUUUAUCAUAUACCUUAGGAUGAUCUGGGAUCAUGUCCAUUUUGUUUAUUUAUUCAUUACACUGGUUAUGGCGAUUCAAUCUAUAUGACAACAGAGGAAGGGAUCAAAAGGUGAGGCUCCCCCACUUGGCGUUUAAUGCCCACUGAAAUGAAAUCAUUUUAUUGUGUUCUCUUUGUAAUAAUUUUUUCCAUUUCCAAUUUGCCAAUGUGCAACACGACAAUCCAAAGUGACCAUAUGCCCACUUGGCUUCCA